AUGUCAACAAUGAAAGCAGCAGUAUUAUAUGAAAUUGGUACAUCACCAAAAUAUGAUGAAUUCCCAGAACCAAAAGAACAUGGUGAUUUUGUUAAAGUAUCAAUGAUUGCAUCAACUAUUAAACAAUUGGAUCGUGGAAGAGUAAGUGGAAGACAUUAUAUGAAAUAUACUAAAUUCCCAACAGCAGUUGGUAUUGAUGGUGUUGGUAGACUUGAGGAUGGUCAAUUAGUUUAUUGUUUUGGUGAUGGUAUGAUUGCAGAGAAAUCCUUGGUUGAGAAAGGUAAAUAUGCCCCAUUAUCAAAUGACGUCGAUCCAUACAUUGCUGCAGCACUACCAAACACAUUGUUAGGCUCAGACAUGGCAUUGUUAUUCAGAGCAGAGAUUAAGAAGGGUGAUGUGGUAUUGGUGAAUGGUGCAACCGGUGUAACUGGUUCAGUGGCUGUCCAAAUCGCAAAAAUUCGUGGUGCCUCAAAGGUAAUUGCAGCAGGUAGAAACGAAGAGGCCUUAAAGAAACUCCAAGCUGACUAUGGGGUCGACGAGAUUUUGGUGUUGAAUUCUGAAGAGGGUGUAGCAGCACAGAUGAAGCAGAUAUUGGACAAACAGCCAAUCGACAUCGUUUUGGAUUAUUUAUGGGGCCAGCCAACAGAGAUGAUCAUCAAGUCCAUUGUCGCACAAAAACAAUACCACGUAACCAAGAUCGUCAGUGUUGGUGAAAUGGCUGGUAGCUCAAUUAACCUCCCAUCCGCUGCCUUGAGAAGUACUGCAAUCUCCAUCCUUGGCUCGGGUUUAGGUAGUUUCCCUGCAACCCAAAUGCAUACCUAUUACAAAGAGCAUUUGAAUGAACUUUUACUUUUAGCCAAACAAGGUAAAUUAAAAGUUGACAUUAAAAUAAUUGACUUAAAAGAUAUUGAAAAAGAAUGGUUAGUUAAUGAAAAAUCAGUUAGAACAGUUGUAAAAAUUAAUUAA
Molecule: messenger RNA, 966 nt
Organism: Dictyostelium discoideum AX4
Lineage: Eukaryota; Evosea; Eumycetozoa; Dictyosteliales; Dictyosteliaceae
Product: zinc-containing alcohol dehydrogenase
Exons: 2
Coding region: 1-966 (321 amino acids)
Molecular function (GO): oxidoreductase activity
Source: RefSeq, a predicted model, not a curated record